Messenger RNA from Closterium sp. Naga37s-1, 1002 nucleotides. The record is from the annotation of a GenBank genome assembly. Lineage: Eukaryota; Viridiplantae; Streptophyta; Zygnematophyceae; Desmidiales; Closteriaceae.
AUGCCAAAGAUCUCGCCCAUCAAGCAGCUCGCCGACGCUCACGAUGACGGAAUCUGGGCCGCCGCGUGGGCGCCGCCGACGGACGCGCGGCCGCAGGCGGUGCUGCUGACGGGAUCCGUCGACGAGUCGGUGCGCGUGUGGGCCGGCGACGAACUGACGGCUGCGCGAACGAACAGCGGUCACACGCUAGGAGUGGUGGCUAUAGCGGCCUGUCCAACCACCUCGCGAGCAGCAUCCUCCUCCUUAGACUGCUUCGUGCGUGUGUUUGACGUUGACUCCAACGCCACCAUUGCCACCCUCGAAGCCCCCCCUGCUGAGACAUGGCACCUGGCCUUCCACCCCCAGGGCAGUUUUCUUGCUGUGGCGGGUGGCAGCAGCCAGGCUGUCAAGCUAUGGAGCACUGCCACGUGGCAGGAGGCCACCACUCUCGACCUGCCAGCUGGACCCGCAGUGCCAGCCACUGCGGGCGGCAACAGCAGCAGCAGCAGCACGACGCUGGCUGGGCGGUUUGUUUUGUCUGUGGCGUGGAGCGUGGACGGCAAGAGGCUGGCGUGUAGCAGCAUGGACGGCACUGUAGCGAUCUUUGACACGUCAGCAUCGCCCUUCCGGUUCCUGCAUUUCCUGGAAGGUCACCACCUGCCUGUUCGCUCCCUCGCCUUCUCACCCAUCGACCCCCGCAUCCUCGUCACUGCAAGUGACGAUCGCCACACACAUGUGUAUGAUGUGGAGGGAAGGCAGCUCAUAGCGUCGCUCUCAGGCCACACCAGCUGGGUGCUCUCGGCUGAUUGCAGCCCUGAUGGUGCUACUAUCGCCACAGGCUCCAGCGAUCGAACAGUGAGGCUGUGGGACAUGAGGCAGAGAACAGCGCUGCAGGUAGCGAAGGAGCACAAGGAUCAGGUGUGGGCUGUGGCAUUCCGGCCCCCUGGGGGAGAGGGGGUGAGGGCAGGGCGGUUGGCAAGUGUAUCAGAUGAUAAAUCCAUUUCCUUAUACGACUAUUCGUAA